Mugil cephalus (flathead mullet) is the source of this 2615-nucleotide messenger RNA. RefSeq names its product G protein-coupled receptor 75 (gene gpr75). Gene Ontology annotation, biological process: G protein-coupled receptor signaling pathway. Gene Ontology annotation, cellular component: membrane. The transcript is spliced from 2 exons. Gene Ontology annotation, molecular function: C-C chemokine receptor activity. The coding region runs from base 388 to 2031 and encodes 547 amino acids. Lineage: Eukaryota; Metazoa; Chordata; Actinopteri; Mugiliformes; Mugilidae. The record is from RefSeq and is a predicted model, not a curated record.
GCUCCUCUAUUAGAAUGGAUUCAUCGCCAAGAAAAAAACAAAACUGCUGCUAUCUAUUUGCGCUUAGUCCCUGUUAAGAUUUUUUUUUUUUUUUUUUACAGGCAUGUAAGGAAGCGAUUUUCAUAUCGGUGCUCGUCAGUAGACUGAUCUGUUUCGGAUGAGAUGCUGCUGAAAUGCGUUUUUUUCCCCCUAAAGCCGCGGUGCGCUCAAUAAGAUGGACUGUAUCAAAUGAUGAUGACGAUGAUGAUGGACGCGCGAUCGAUUACAGCUCUCUACCAAGGUGGCAGCAAUGGCGGAGGCAGCAGAUAUCACCAUGUACCUUUUCCGUGUGAAGGAGUAACGCUGAAAUUGAUGACUGUGGAAUCCUUAUAAAUUGUCAAGUAUACAAUGAACACCACGGUUACACCAUCGGACCUGGUGGAUGUGCCAAGACAUCAGACCUUCAAUGUCACCCUGGGCCCACAGACCCCCUCAGGUUGGGCCGUGAUCCACACCGCUACCUUGACCUUUUGCUCCCUCCUCCUCAUCUUCAUCUUCUUCCUGGGCUCUUACGGCAAUCUGGUGGUGUUCCUGUCUUUCUUCGACCCGGCGUUUCGCAAGUUCCGCACCAACUUCGACUUCAUGAUCCUCAACCUGUCCUUCUGCGACUUGUUCAUUUGCUGUGUGACUGCUCCGAUGUUCGCGCUGGUUCUCUUCCUGGACGCAGGCGGCCGGGACGGCGUGUCGAAGAGUUUUUGCUUCGCCUUCCACUUGACCAGCUCGGGCUUCAUCAUCAUGUCCCUGGAAACGGUGGCUGUCAUCGCUUUGCACAGGCUUCGCAUGGUUCUGGGGCAGCAGCCGAACCGCACCGCCUCCUUCCCCUGCACGCUGGCCCUCACCGCCUUGCUGUGGACGUCCAGCUUCACCAUGGCUGCCCUCCUUACCAUGCGGGCAUACCCACGCAGAGAUGGACCCUGUUUGCCCCACUUUGGCCUGGGUGGUGGGCAGGCCAGGGUGGUGUUGUAUGUCUACCUGGCAGACUUUGCCUUCUGUGUAGCUGUGGUGUCCGUGUCCUAUCUCAUGAUUGCUCAGACACUGAGGAAGAAUGCACAAGUGAGGAAAUGUCCCAUCAUCAGUGUAGAUGCCACAUGCCCUCCACCCCCACCUCCUCUCAUUGCAGCCGGCUUUGAGAGCAUGCAGUGUGCCGUUCAAGGCCCCUCUCUGUACCGCAACCAGACUUACAACAAGCUGCAGAAUGUACAGACACACUCCUAUGCUAACAGAACCAGUCAGCCUUUAGUUCCAGGGGCUGCCCAAGGAGCCACCUGCUGUCAGCUGGUCUCCACGGUCAACUUAGCCACAGCCAAAGACUCCAAGGCAGUUGUCACCUGUGUGGUCAUAGUAUUCUCCGUGCUGCUUUGCUGCUUGCCAAUGGGAGUUUCGCUGUCGCAGGACGUUUUGUCACCGGAAAGUAGCUUCGCACAUUACCAGUUUGAACUGUGCGGCUUCGUGCUCAUUUUUCUCAAAUCGGGCAUCAAUCCCUUUGUGUACUCACGCAACAGCGCGGGCCUCCGCCGCCGUGUGCUGUGCUGCAUUCAGUGGGCUGCUCUGGGCUUUCUCUGCUGCAAACAAAAGACUCGCCUGCAUGCGAUGGGGAAGGGAAGCCUGGAAGUCAAUCGCAAUAAAUCUUCCCACCAUGAGACCAACUCGGCUUACGUGCUGUCACCCAAGCCGCAGAGGAGGCUGGUGGACCAGGCUUGUGGGCCCAGUCACUCCAGGGAUUGUGCCGGCAGUCCGAGAGUCACGGGUGCGCGCAAACCUCGCCUCCCAAGUACCUCCACACCCAUCAACACCCGCAUUGAGCCCUACUACAGUAUAUACAACAGCAGCCCCUCUGCAGGACCCAGCUCCCCCACCAGCCUGCAGCCCGUCAGCUCCCAGACAUUUGCCUUUGCCAAGUCUUACGUAGCCAUGCAUUACCACACUCACCAAGACACGCUGCAAGACUUUGAAAGCACCUCGGUGCACCAGAUUCCCAUUCCCUCGGUCUGAUCACACAACAAAAAAGAUUUGGACGAUGUCGCCGUGGCUUUAAAUCAAACGUGAAUCAAAAGAGGACCGUUCAAACCGCCCAUGUUAUGUGUUUGAAAUCAGUAUUAGCAUUUUGUUCUCUUCUCCAGCUGAAGGACAUGUUGAGUUUUCCUGAGUGGACAGAAUAAAGAAUUAUUAGCUUUGCCAUGGACACUAAACACGAGCAAGAGAUUUGUGAUGAAAAAUGUCUGUUCCGGUAAGUCAUGUACUGUUAGUGAAUUACUAUUAUUUUUUGCUCGUAGAGAUACACAAAUUUCACAUGAAUCUGCCCCUAUGUUGUGCACGCAUGUGCCAUAAUAACCCAAGUCUAGUUUUAUCACUGAAGCCGAAGGCAGCAGUUGCUGGCCUCUCUGCUGCUUCUCACUGGUUGCUCAGCACUGAUGCCAGCAGCUGAGGCUGCAGGCUGCUGUGAAACACUGCACAAGACCACACAUGGCUGCGAAUGGCAUGUUGGUUGCACCUCGAUGGACUUUUGCUUCUUAAGAAAAAUGUAUUUGUGAGCCUCAUACACUUUUUAACACAAUAAAUGUUUGGCAAGUGCAGGA